Molecule: messenger RNA, 1535 nt
Organism: Chironomus riparius
Lineage: Eukaryota; Metazoa; Arthropoda; Insecta; Diptera; Chironomidae
Source: the annotation of a GenBank genome assembly
UCGCUAUUCAAUCUUUUAAUUAUUAAAAAUAUAUUUUUUAAGGAUUUCUGUUUAACAUUUAUUAAUUUUAGAUGUCAGGUUCAAAAGGGAAGCUGUUUUUAAAACCAGCAAAGACGGGCUUUCAAAGAUUAGAAGCAAAUUCCAACAAUACAUCAGAAAAUGGCAAUUCUUUUAAUGCUGUCAACAAUCCCUUUCUAAAAUGCGAGGAGAAGGAGGAGGAUACACCAAAAAAUGAAAAAUUAGAAGAUCCAGCUAAGGAUAUUUCGAAUGAAUUAAGAGAACAUAAAACAGAUGAGUUGUUUAAACCUGCUAAGAAGAACCUUAAUUUGUUUACUAACGCGACGACAUUAUCAGAAAAUUCCAAUUUUGUUUUCGGUCAAAAUCUCCAUGCAAGAGUUGUUAUUGAUAAGAAUUCACCAUCACUAGAAGGUACAAGCAAAAAGUCUGAUGAUGAGUCAAACAGUAGUUCUGGAUUAUUGUUUUCAACUGCCCUAAAAGAGGAAUCGGCAAAUAAUGAGAAUGUGGACCAAGCUAAAGAUGCUUCAACACAACUGAUCGAAAAGAAGGAAGACGAUAAAAAUACAGAAAGUUCAAAAGCGUCUACAAACGACAAUAGUUUGAGUCUUGUUGAAGCGGCAAGAAGGUAUGAGGAAAUGAAAGGCGCUCAGAAACGAAAGUAUGAGGAAGUAGAAAUUAAAACUGGGGAAGAGGAUGAAAAGAACAUAUUGGAGAUGAACUGUAAACUAUUUACAUUUGAUAAGAAUAAUUGGGAAGAGCGAGGAAGAGGAACAUUACGUUUAAAUGACUGCAAAAAUAGUUCCCGUGUUGUUUUCCGUGCGAGUGGAAGUUUUCGUGUUUUAUUAAAUACUAAAGUUUUUAGAGAUCAAUUAUGCGAGCAACCAAGUUCUAAAAGUCUACGAUUAACGGCAAUCGAUUCUGCUGGUUUGAUUAAAAUCUAUCUUGUUAUGGGUAAAAAUGAAGACAUUGAAAAUCUUAAUCAUUAUUUAAGUAAUAGAAUUCAACGUGAAAAAAAUCGAACACCAGAGCCUGAAGACGAAGAGAAUUCUCGUCCUAAUGAGACAGUGGAUGUCAAUGAAUCAUCGGAACCUGCUAACAAAAAAACAGCAACGAGUGACGAGUGAUUAUGAUUAACACAUAGAAGUUAAACAAUAUAUUUUAAUUAAAAUAACUACUAAACAUUUGUACAAUCCGAAAACAAUUUUCGCUUUUAAACUUUUUGAAUUUUUUUCAAACUCUAUUCAUAUACAGUUAAAUGCAUCAGAAUUAAAAAACCAGAAAUAUCAAAUCAUCAUAAAUCAAUAUGAAAUUGAAUGAAAAAUCAAGGAUUUAAAAUUUAAACAAGCAAGCUGAACAAGCUUAAAACUUUAUUUUUCGCUUAAAAUGUCGGCACUUUCUUUAUAAUAUCAAUUCUCUAGUUUAUGAAGCUAUUAAUAAACCAUUUAUUUUAAAAUGGUAUCUAAAUCGACAAAUUCUUGUUUUCUUUUAAUACAUUCCUUUACAGGAUUUUGUAACAG